UAUCUAAUAGUUACUGACUUUUAAUUAUUCAAUAUAUAUUUAUUAUUUCAUAAUAUGUAAAAAUAUUUAAUACAUAAAAUAAUUUUUAUAUAUAAUGUUCGUCCCGCGCAAUACGCGGGUCUUAACCUAGUUUUUUGUUAUUCAUUAUGUUUCCCUCCAUUAUAUAGUUCAUGAACCGGGUUUACAUACAUUGAAACUAUCAGAGCAACUUUACCGAUAAGGUUCUCAAUCGAAGUUCUUACUUGAUUUAUAUUAGUAUUUUAAUGAAGUUGGGUUUCUUGAUUAAAUUUAAACAUUUUAUAAGAAUUAAACUACUUACAAAUUGAUAUUUGUGAAGAAAGGUUCUCAUAAAUAUUUUAAAUUAUAUCAUUUGAGAUACAUUAGGCUUGUUCUUUUCACCGCCGCAGACGCAGCGCAAAAUGACCAAAAUUAUAACUGACUUUUGCCCAAAUAUGUGGAGAACACCGCAGGCAUCCGUACUUUUCAUCAUUAAAAUCAGACGCAGCUCUCGGUUAGCUGUCGCUGUUUUACUCAGCGUCACGGAAAACACCGGCGGCACUUGCAAAAAGUAAUCGCAGCGGCAAGUCAUUUGUUCUCCACCAUAUAUUUUCGUGAUUUUGAUGUGUUAAUUUUGAGACGCUGACGCAGUGUCUGCGGCCGUGAAAAGAACAAGCCUAUUGCACUUUCUCUCUUUUAUUUUCUCAUUUUUCUUUUCUUUUUUCUUUUGGGUCAAAACUCCUUAUUCUAAAUUGGUAAGAUAUCCAAUAGACAUCUAUUCAAUUGACAUACUCUCAUAAAUAUUUUUUCCAAAAAAUAGAAAAAUAAUUAUGAUGGAGGAAUUUGUGAUUGGCCAAGUCAACGUCAUACUUAACAUAUUUCCUUAUUCGAAUUUGGUGAUUGACUGCAAUAAAUUAAAAAAGACUUAAUUAAUAAGAAAAGCAGACACUAUAUAUUGAGAUUUGGGAUACCUACGUCUUAGUCUUUCUUCAAUCAGACUCUCCACUCUUUUCCCCUUCAAUUCAAUAUCUAUAUCUCUCUCCCUCUCUCAAAUUUUUAACCUAUAUUCUCGAUUUCUUCUUCCUCAAUUCAUCGAUCACCCUCCUUCCCCGAUCACCGACGUUCUCGUGGGUUUUUUCUUCUCCUCCUCUUCUUUUUUCUUCUGGUGGGUUUUGCUUAUUAAUUUCAGUCAUGUUGUGUGGAACCAAACAUGGGUUCUAUCACUCUGGUUCUGUUUGCUUGUAUGAUGUUCUUAAACCGAUCAUGUAAUGCGUGUGAUUUGUAUUUUUUUUGUGUGUGUGUGUUGAUGUGAUCAAAGCAUCUUUGUUUCGGUUUUGGUUUUCUUUAACCUAAACUCCUAGAAACGCGCUCGCAAGUUGUUUGAUCGUCACGCAAACUCGAAUACUGAUGUUUUUAGGUCACUAAGGGAAGAAUAUGGUUUUAGUAUAAUUAGCACCAACAUAUGCGAGAUUAACUUUUAAAAAUGUGAAGGUUAAGUAUUACUAGUAAAUUGCAGUAUCUGAUCGUUUCUUGUUGCUACAUAGCUAGAUUUAAUGGAGGGAACUUCUAGUUGGAAGCCUAACGAACAAGGCGGAGACUCUCUUGCUAAUGAUUGGAGAUCACAACAUGAGCCUGAUCUACGUAAGAAAGUUAUUGUAGCAAUAGUGGAGAGGUUGAAGAUAUGUUUCUCUAGACAUAUUACGGAUACUAUUACCAAGAGCGCUUGUACAUUUGAAGAAAAGAUUUAUGGCAUGGCCAAAGAUAAGGGUGAUUACUUGCGGAAAAUCCACGAAAAGAUACUUGCUUUCGAAAGAAAAAUCAGAGCUGGUACUUCAGCCAAUGGAGCUAACACUCCACAUCCAGCUCAAGCUCUGAAUCAAGGACAAUCACUUCCCACCUCGUUGACAUAUGCACAGACUCCAACAAACCAACCAUGGUUAUCUCAAAGCAACAUCCAGAGCAAGUUCAACACUCCUGAAUCUUCUGGUUUGCCCAUUCAGUCUCCUAUGACCGUUUCUGCGGCUCAGAAUCUAAACGUUCAAAUGGGUGAAAGAGUUGAAUCAAGUCUUGGUCCCGGUCCUCAAAGACAGAUUCAAGGAAGGCAACAACAGCUUCAGAAGUCUCAACAGCAGCAACUGAGAUCCAACACGAUGUACCAGCAUCACGGGAAUCAGCAGCAGCAAAGUUUGUUGCCUCAUCAUAGAUCAUCGUCUCCUAUUAAGCUGUCUUUUCCUCAGUCUUCUGCUCUUUCUAGUCAUCAACAGCAGAUGGCUGUGCCGUCCAGGGAACAUAAACAGCUAGAACGGAAGUAUCACAUUAGUCAACUGAUGAAUGGUCAAGACACGCAGCAGAAUCAUCUAACAUCACCACAAAACAAUGGGGAGAAACAACGAAUCUCCCAGCAGAACAAUACGACUAGCUUUAAUGUGCAUGGAUCAAAAUUGUUGGGUGCUCAAGGCCAAGAGGUGGAGAAAUCUCAACCAUUGAUGCUACAACAUUUGAAUGAGACACAAAGGUUUCAAGCAGCAGGUUCUUUGCACCAAAGCCAGAACCUAGCAGACCAACAGAAUCAGCCAUAUCAAUUGCAGAAACCUACUUUUCAAGAUUCUACAAGCAAGACGUUAAACCCUAGUGGUGGUGACUGGCGAGAAGAAACCUAUCAGAAGAUAAAAGCUCUUAAGGACAAGUAUAUACAUAUUCUGAGUGAAUUGUUCCAAAAACUAUCUUAUAAAUUGCAAGAGAUUGAUUCUCUUCCUCAACAGAACAUGAUGCCAUCUGACCCGCGGGUUGAAAAUCUAAGGGCGACCAUAGCGAGGUUGGGGCAAGUUCUUGUGUACUUAAAUGUCAGUAGGAGAAGUGUAUCAGAGCAGCACAGAGAUAAGUUUAGUGCAUUGGAGUCACUUGCAUUGAAAUUCACCAAGCAUCAGAGGGAAAAGGAGGAGCAGCAACAAGUGCAUAUCCCUCCUCCUCAGAUCCAUCAAACAGCAUUACAAACCCAAAGUGGUCAAGUCCAUGCGUCACAGACAGCAGCGCCUCAUUCCUCGCAGACAAGGCCUAGGAUAGAACCAAAAGAUGUGAACACGGUUAUGUCCUCAUCAGGAAAUGUCGUGGUGCAUUCUCCUAAACAGAAUCCUCCAAGUAAUCAAAAGGAGGUUGUACACUCUAAUAUCAGCCAGGCUCAGUCUAGUAUGUUUCAGAAGAAGCAGUUUCAUCAUCUCCCUAAGCAAGAACAACCAUCAGCUUCAUCCCCUCAUAUGCAGAAGAACAACUCUUCUCCUCAGUUAGUGGAGCAGCAGACUCUUCCUACACCAACUAACAAAACAGCAGCUCAGGAGCAUCCUCUGGUUACUCUUUCUCCUGAGCCAAUCUCAGAGCGGCCUAUUGAUCGUCUGAUAAAAGCUUUUCAAUCAUCAUCACAAGAAUCUUUGGCACAAUCAGUAAGUGAGAUGAGGUCGGUCAUCAGCUUAACUGACAUGCUUGCUGGUUCAGUCCACACCAUUGGAGGAUCUAGAGCUCGUUUAGGGGAGGAUUUGAGUGAGAGGACAAGGUUCCGUGUGCAACAAGGAGAUACACAUCCAACUAAGAAACUUAAGCGCUCACUCACCGCUAUGCCAUCACAAACUAAUAGCUACAAACGGUUCAGUGUCAACAAGAUUGAGCCUAGUUAUGCCCUCCUGCAAGAGAUCAUGGAAAUAAAUAGGAGAUUUGUAGAGACAGUGGUGAACAUAUGUAAUGAAGAUGUUUGUCCAAGUGAGAUUACUCCAGGAACAGUCGUCGUCACGUGUGAUUAUGUCCCUGUGGCUCUUAGUGCCACAUUCAAAGCUCUUUACAAUUCAGGACAUAUCGUAAGUCUCUCUAAACUUUGGUCUUGUCUGUCUUUUUCUCAAAUGCUUAUGUAUCCCAUGUUUGAUAUGCAGUCACAGAUUCAGCCGUUACGUUUACUAGUUCCUGAGAAUUAUCCAAAUUCCCCAAUAAUAAUAGAGAAAAUCCUCUUUGACGGCGCCAGUGAUCACAAGUUUGAGGAUUUAUCGGCGAGAGCUAGAUCGAGGUUUAGUUCGUCUAUGAAGGAAGCAAUGUCACUUAAAGAAAUAGCUAAAGUUUGGGAUGAGUGUGCGAGAGCUACAAUGCUUGAGUACGCUGAACGGCAUGGUGGAGGCACUUUCAGCUCCAAGUACGGUCGUUGGGAGUCUGUUCUAAGAUCUUCAUGAGCUCUAAAUACUUUUUUUUCUAACUUACUCACCCGUCAAGGAUAAUGCACAGAGGUGGAAACUUUAAAGUGUUAGGUUUUAUUAUUUGCCUUGCGGUAGAAAAAAUAUCAGUUGUAAUUUGUAAAUGCAUAAUGUUUCCAUUAUCAUUUGUAAAUGCAUAAUGUUUCCAUAAACUUGAAUGUCCAAGUCUAAUCUAUUUUGUAGAAACUUUAACCGGUUUCAGUUUAGAUUCCUCAGAUUUUUAGAGGUUUUUUAUGACCAGAGCCGGGACUGAGUAAACGAGAGCUCCUUUUCAAUUUUUUAAUAAUUUUAUUUUUAUAGUUUUAUAAACUAUAUACGAAAAAACAAUACAAAAAUAAUAAUAAUCUAAAUAAAAAUAAAAUGAAAAU
Molecule: messenger RNA, 4594 nt
Organism: Brassica rapa (field mustard)
Lineage: Eukaryota; Viridiplantae; Streptophyta; Magnoliopsida; Brassicales; Brassicaceae
Product: probable mediator of RNA polymerase II transcription subunit 15c
Biological process (GO): regulation of DNA-templated transcription
Molecular function (GO): transcription coactivator activity; chromatin DNA binding
Source: RefSeq, a predicted model, not a curated record